Molecule: messenger RNA, 4469 nt
Organism: Carassius auratus (goldfish)
Lineage: Eukaryota; Metazoa; Chordata; Actinopteri; Cypriniformes; Cyprinidae
Product: melanoma inhibitory activity protein 2-like
Exons: 29
Coding region: 174-4469 (1431 amino acids)
Biological process (GO): endoplasmic reticulum to Golgi vesicle-mediated transport; vesicle cargo loading; protein secretion
Cellular component (GO): endoplasmic reticulum membrane; endoplasmic reticulum exit site
Molecular function (GO): protein binding
Source: RefSeq, a predicted model, not a curated record
AGUCUCUGCCUGUCAGACUGUGAUCUCCUUGGACCGGCUCAUUCUGUGACAAGACCAAGGGAAAGACAUUUCGCCGGGACUUUGCCUGUCUUUUCCUCUGACUAAUGGAUUUGGAAAUGUACAUGAAGGAAUUGAUCUAAUGAGAUGAAGGGGAUUGCUGGAUAAAUCCAAACAUGGCAGCUGUAUAUGCAUUUAUUUUGUUUCAGAUUGUCUUCAGUUUUUUACACCAGGGUUUGGGUUUGAUUUCAGACUACAAACUAUGUGGAGACCCCGAAUGUGAACGCAUGAUAAGUCGGGUGCAGGCACAGAGAGAUCAUAGUGCUAAAGAUUGCCGCUUUCUUAACUUCAAAAAAGGGGAUAUGAUCACGGUUUACUACAAACUUACUGGAAAAAGAAAUGAUCUCUGGGCAGGAAGUAUAGAAAAGCUGUCUGGAUUGUUCCCAAAAGAUGCCAUCAAAGUUGAUCAACUGUUUAUUGAUGAAAAAAAGGAAAUCCAGGUGCCGACCCAGGAAUAUGACUUCAUCUGCUUUGAUGAUAAGGGGUUAGUGAUUGAGCCCAGCAGUGAAUUUGAUGAUCUGGAAGAUUUGUCACAAGAAACCAAUCUCAAUGAAGUCCAAGAUAAACCUAAGGAAACAGAAGAGAGUGAACCCAGCCAGAUUUCUGUUCAAGAUGUUUCUGAUCAAAACAGCCCCAAGACGACAGAAAAAGGUGGGUCUUCCUGGAUAGGCUCUGCUGUUAGUGGAUGGUUUGGCAGGAAUGAACAAAGCAAUGAUGAACCACAGGAUGAGAUCAGUGAAGUAUCCUUCAAAAGCAGAAAAAUUGAGAUGGAUAUUGAGGAGAAUCAUGUGGAGGAGAAGACAAAUUCUGGAACGUUUGGGUGGAUCAGCGGUGAAUUAACCAAUGCUUUUGGGUUGGGAAACAAGGAUCUAAAAACUGAUGCUCAGGACAAUAUUGAGAACCCAACAAAUGAUGAAGAUACCUCAUCUCAGCAGUCUAGCUCCUUGGAAAGUAUGGGUAGAGAUGUCUUGGACCUUAGUGAAGACCAUUCUGAAGCUGCGACUAAACAUGAAGCUGAGAAAACAGAUGAAAACUUAAACAACCAGGACGAGAGUAUUCUUAACCUGAGUCAGAACAUGGGUGUUGAUGACAACAUACAGAGAGAUGAAAACAACCUUGACAGCAGUGUGGAAAAUAAGGAUGGUCCUUUGGAGGACAGGAAAACAGAAAAUGGAAAAGAAGAGGAGCAGGCAGGAUGGUAUGGAAAUAUGUACAACAGAAUCACAAACCUUUACAAAGAAGAGCAAACUAAAGAUGAUGAAGAUGAUGGAGGCAAUGACAAACUAGAAAGCCCUGGAUCUGCUACAAAUACUGAGACCACUGAAACCAAAGAUUCUGAAUCAAGUUCACAGUCCGUAUUUUCAGUCAACAGCCUGACAUCAAUGCUUAAGCUUCCUUUUCAAGCAGACUCAGUAGUAAAGAGAGAUGAGGAAAUGAGAGAAAAGGAAGAACAUCCAGGUUUGGAAGACUUUGAUGAAGAACAAAAAAAUAAUGAGGAUCAAGAAGAAGAAAUGUUGACUGAUAUUGAUGAACAGGACUCAAACCCAACAGACACUGAUGUACUUAGUGUUGCAACUGAUAACCUGGAACAACUAGAUGUAGGAUCUAAUAUGACAGAUGACAGCAUAGAUUCACAAAUCCUUGAAACCAAGUCAGCAGAUCAUUUAAAUGAAGAAGUUAAACAUGAAAACAAUGUUGAUUUUUUCGAGGGAAAGUUGGAGCAAAAUACAAGAGAUGUGAAAAGUGAUGAGGAACAGACAGGAAAGGAAGAAGAUCCAGGGAUCAGCAAAGAUGACUGUGUUCAUGAAGCAUGUCUAGAUGUGAAUAAGAAUACACAAAUCUCCACAAUAGAGGCUGAAAAUAAUCAAGUUACCGAAGACAGAGCUGAUAUAAAUGACUUGGGCAAUCCUCAGAAUGAGCCAGUCUCUGAGGAAAAGGACCUUUCAGCAAACAGAGCUAAUGUGGAGGAUGUUCAGACUGAUGAGCAGGAUAUACAAAAGCAUGAGGAUUGGACAUCUUCUGAAACCAAGAAAAGUACUUUCCAAAACCAUGGUCUUAUCUCUGAGGAGCAUGUUGAAUCACAGAAAGGUGAAGGGCAAUUUCAUCAGAUGGCAGUUUUUGUUGAAGUCACAAUUAAUGAAAUUGCAUCUAUAGUGAACAAGGUUGUGUCUUCACUUCCUGAUGAUAUCCGGCCUGGCCCUGACUUAUAUGGACUGCCAUGGGAAGCUGUGGUUUUCACUGGAUUUUUAGGUUUAUUCACACUGCUUCUGUUCAGCUGCAGGUUCAUUCAUUCUAUCAGAAGUCGACUAUAUGCAAGUAAAGAAAAGCAAAUGGCGCUGAAAGUGGCUGAACUGCUUGAUGAAAAAUGCAAAGUGCUAGAGACAUUCAGUGAGGUUAAACGGAAGUUUGACAAACUAGAGUCCACACUGCAGAACAAUGGCAUGUCUGCACAAGCUGCAGAAAAAGACAAUUUAGAGGUGGCAUCACAGAAGCUCGAACAAUCAAAUGCACAGAUGAAAAAUGAAAUCGAGAGGCUGCAAGAAGAGCUAUCCCAACAAAACAAAGCAAGAAAACAGCAAGAGGAUCAGCUUGCUGAACUCGAGCAGAUUUUAAGAAAUUUAGAAGAGGAAGCUAAAGAACGAAAGUCCCAGUUAGAACAGGACAACACAACGCUGAAGAUCCAUGAGAUCAACACCGAGCGACUGCAGAAGAACCUGCAGGCGGCCAAAGAAGAGCACGCAAUACUGCUCGAGAGUAAAGCACAGCUGGUGCAGGAGGCAGAGGACUGGGGUGAACGUCUCGGUGAGCUGGAGGAGGAGAUGAAAAUGUGUGAAAGAUCACAUACUAGCAUGCUGGAGGACUGCGCUAAUAAAGAUGAUCGCAUCAAGUCACUGACGGAGCACCUUUUGAAGAUGCGAGAUUGGGAUUCUGAGGACGAGAGCUGCGUUGACGGUAGCACUAAUACAGCUGGAGCUGAGAAUGGAGACAGUUCAGAUUUCCAUCAGAAGCAAAAAGUACAGAAACUUAUUGAAGCGGCCAAGAUGAGUGCAGACUUGAAGUCCAUGGAGGAGGACAAGAACAGAGUAUUCGCUACACUCGCAGAUGAAAUUAAAGCCAAAGAAGAUCUCCAAGAGGGGAUCAAACAGCUUGAGGAGCAGAAGGAAGUGUUGGAAUCAGAAAGUGCCAACUAUGCUAGUGAAAGCCAGAAACUCCAGCAGAAACUCCAGAUCAUGACUGAGAUGUACCAGGAGAAUGAACUCAAACUACACAGGAUGUUGACAGUGGAGGAGAAGGAGCGCUUGCAGAAGGAGGAGAAGCUCAACAAGGCAGGCAAGAAGAUCAGUCUUGCUGCAGAGGAGCUCAACACUUAUAGACAACGAGCCAAAGACCUCGAGGAAGAACUGGAGAGGACUUCACAGGCCUACAAGAAUCAGUUUGCUUCUCAUGAGAAAAAGGCUCAUGAUAACUGGCUAGCCGCAAGGGCAGCAGAUCGAGACCUGGCUGAUGUCAAGAGAGAAAACGCUCAUCUCCGCCAGAGGCUGACUGAUGCCCAAUUCAAGUUUGAGAUACUUGAAAAGGAUUUACGAGAGGGCAGACCUUUAUUUAGAGGUGAAAGAUCUCCAUUUGGACCCUCUCCUCUUAGCCGACCAUCCUCAGAAACACGGGCCUUCCUGUCCCCUCCGACACUAAUGGAUGGACCCCUUCGACUCUCACCUCAGUUUAUGGGUCCAGGAAGAGCAUCCCGUGGCGUGGUAGAGCCCCCUAGUGGUGGGCCAGACUUUGAGCGGAGUGGCCCUCACUCUGAUAGUGGCUCACUGUCUCCCUCCUGGGACAGGGAACGCAGGGGCCCUCCCCCACCUCCAGGGCACCCUCUCCCAGACCCGGGUAUGCCCUUUAGGAGGCCUCCUCCAGGUCUGUAUCAUAUGGGUCCGCUGCCUCCUAGACCUCCACUUCCUCCUGAGACAUACUUUGGUGAUAAAUCAGAUUCAUCAUUUCUAAGAAACAGUUCAUCCUUUAGUGAGAAUGAGAACAGAGACGGUCCUCACUCGAUGCCUGGUGACAUGAGAUUGCCCCCUGAUCCAGAUUUAAGAAUGGGACCUCCCCCUGGCCCCCCAUUAAUGGGAAUGCCCCCACUGAUGGACCCUAGGGGCCCACACUUCCCACCCAGGGGCCCUUAUGGACCUCCGGAGUUCUUUCCCCCUCGUGGACCUGGUGGUCCCCCUAUGGGCAUGCGAGGGCCAUUUCCCCCGGGAAUGUUUCCCAGAGCUCCAAUGCCGCUCCCUCAACAUAUGGGUUAUCUGCCACCAAGACCUCCGUCUGACAGCUUCUCCCCCAGACCGCCACCCAGACCCUCCCCACCGGGCAGCGAGCAGCCCCCCGACCAGUCGCCCUCUCAUCAUGAUGUCAUCUGA